UAUUUUGCUUCACCGCCAUACUUGCAAUGGCUGUGCAACCUUGUCAACAGUUUUCACUUGAUGGAACGGCAGAACAGGGCUUUCUGGCCUUCUAUCGCUCAUUGCCCGAGAAACCUGAAACAACUUUCCGUGUGUUCGAUCGCUCGGACUACUAUACUGUUCAUGGUCCUGAUGCAGCAUUUGCCGCAAAAGAAGUCUUCAAGACAACAAGUGUUAUUAAAUAUCUUGGGAUUGGUGAAAAGAAAGUUCCAUCAGUGAUUUUGAGUAAAAUGAAUUUUGAGAGCACAGUUCGGGAUCUGUUGCUUGUACGUCAGUAUAGAGUGGAGAUGUACAGAGCAAGUAAAGGUGCAAAGAACACAUCAGCCUGGGAACUUGUUGCCAAGGCAUCACCUGGUAAUUUGCAACAAUUUGAAGACAUUCUCUUUGGAAAUAAUGACAUGUCUGUGUCAGCAGUCGUCAUGGCAAUCAAGCUUGGUAUGGAAAAUGGCCAAAGGGUGGUAGGUGCUUCAUAUGCUGAUGUUGCAGCAAGGAAGCUUGGAGUCUGUGAAUUUGUCGAUAAUGAUCAGUUUUCUAAUCUGGAGGCUUUGCUUGUACAGCUUGGUCCAAAGGAAUGUUUACUGCCACAAAACGACACAAGUGCUGAUGCAGCCAAAGUAUUAGAGGUGAUUCAACGAAGCAACAUUCUCAUAUCUGACAGGAAAAAAUCUGAGUUUUCCAACAAAGACAUAGUACAGGAUCUCAACAGGCUUUUGAAGUUAGGAGCAAGUGGAAAUAGUGGAACUUUGGCGGAGAUAGACUUGACUCAUGCGACAUCUUCUCUAGCAGCUUUGAUCAAGUACUUGGAGCUCCUUGCAGAUGAGUCCAACUUCAGUCAGUUUCAUCUGAGCACAUUUGACUUAACACAGUUUAUGAAGCUUGAUGCUGCAGCUGUGAGAGCUCUCAAUCUUCUUCCAAACCCAUUAGAUGGAGGCAAUAAGAGUAUGUGUCUUGUUGGUUUGUUGAAUAAGGCAAAGACAGCACAGGGACAGAGGUUAAUAGCACAGUGGAUUAAACAACCUUUGAUGGACAAAAACAAAAUAGAAGAGAGACUUGAUGUUCUUGAAGUUUUCUUUGAAGACACAGAACUUAGACAAACCAUUCAGGAAGAGUUGCGAAAAAUUCCUGAUUUUUCUCGACUAGCCAAGAAAUUCCAGCGACAGAAAGCAAGUUUACAGGACUGUGUGAGGGUCUACCAAGCUCUUCAUAGACUUCCUACUUUCACUGGUAUUCUUACUGGCUAUCAGGGAAAUCACCAUGAGCUUAUACGCGACUGCUUUACAACACCCAUAAAGGAUCUUAUUGAAGACUUUCAAAAGUUCAUUGAGUUAGUGGAGACCACUGUAGAUCUUGAUCAGGUGGAGAACCAUGAAUAUUUGAUCAAGGCUUCUUUUGAUGAAGGAUUGCAAGAGUGUAGAGAAAAGAUGGAUGAAAUUUUAGAGCAAAUACCAGUAGAACUAAACAAGGCAGCACGAGAUCUUGGUCUUGAAGCAGGAAAAUCAAUAAAACUGGAAACCAAUAACCAGUUUGGUUAUUUCUUCAGGAUAACAAAAAAAGAAGAAAAGGCCUUAAGAAACAACAAACGCUUUACAACAAUAGACACAAGAAAGGAUGGAAUAAGGUUCAAUAAUUCAGCAUUACGGCAACUGAAUGAGCAGUUUCAAGCUUUUAAGGAGACCUACAAUGAAGUGCAGAGUAACCUGGCCAAUGAAGUGAUAAAAGUGGCCGGAGGUUACAGUGAGCCAAUGCAAAUGCUAAGCGACAUUAUUGCUCAGCUCGAUGCCUUGAUAAGUUUUGCGCAUGUCUCAGCUAAUGCUCCUAUUCCAUUUGUUCGUCCAAAAAUUACUCCCAAAGGAGAGGGACACAUCAAACUUGACAUGGCAAGACAUCCCUGUCUUGAAGUUCAAGAUGAUGUGGCUUUUAUUUCCAAUGAUCUCAAGCUUGAAAGAGGUAACAAAGAAUUUUUGAUAAUAACUGGCCCUAAUAUGGGGGGUAAAUCUACUUACAUCAGACAGACUGGAGUGAUUGUAUUAAUGGCUCAGCUUGGCUGUUUUGUGCCCUGUAGCUCAGCAGAAAUUUCCAUAACAGACUGUAUUUUAGCCCGAGUGGGGUCUGGAGACAGUCAGCUAAAAGGAGUUUCUACAUUUAUGUCUGAAAUGCUGGAAACUGCCUCGAUAUUGAGGUCUGCCACUGAAAACUCUCUCAUCAUUAUCGAUGAACUAGGAAGGGGAACAUCAACAUAUGAUGGCUUUGGACUGGCGUGGGCGAUAUCACACUACAUUGCCACCAACAUCAAGUGCUUCUGUCUUUUUGCCACCCAUUUCCAUGAGCUUACAGCUCUCGCGGAUGAAGUUUCCACGGUAACCAACCUCCACGUUACUGCUAUGACCUCCAGUGGGACUCUCACGCUUUUGUAUAAAGUUAAACCCGGUGUAUGUGAUCAGAGCUUCGGUAUUCAUGUCGCGGAACUUGCUCACUUUCCAACAAGCGUCAUAGAGUUUGCCAGGAAAAAAGCAGCGGAAUUAGAAGAUUUUCAAGGCAGCACGGCGUCCUUGGGUGAUGGAGUUUUAGACUCUGAUACAGGCACAUCGCCAGCCAAGAGACGGCGCAUGGUGAAGCAGGAUGGCGAAGAAAUAAUCAAAGAUUUCCUCAGUCAAGUUGCCAAGUUGCCAGUUGAGUCUAUGACAGAAGAGAAAACCUCACAAGAGGUAGCGAGAUUAAAGGAACAAGUAUUGGCCAGAAAUAAUCCUUACAUUCAAGAACUCCUUGCCAAAUAAGGACGUUGAACAGGGCUAAGAAGGACUAUUACGACCCCUUUAGUUACACUUUAAUGUGGAAUUAAUGAAUUGAAACUGUUUAUUACUCUGAUAGAAUGGUCAGAAAUGUUGGGAGGUUGCAACACGUACAUGCUGUAUGCCAACCCAAAAGUAUAUCAUACUUGUGAUCAAUGAACCAUCGUCGAAAAACCGCUGGCUCAGAAGAUGGUUCUCUCGAACACUGAUAGAGUUUUUCCAUGUAGAAAAUUUUACUAAUGGGUUUAGAAUAUCACGAAUGUUUUUUGGCAUGAUGGGUGUUUGUUACUGUUAGAUCGUUCUAAGAAAUUCGAAGGAACUAAAACGUUAAUAUUAGGUUAUGAAACAAUAGAGAAUUAAAAACAGUUACGAUGGUUUCCUUGUAUUGCUUUGCGUAUCCUUGCUGCGAAUAAUUUUCAGGUGUGACAAGUGUGAAGCAAACUAACACAUGGAAGAUUUCCAACGGCCUGCCUAGAAUCACUAUCAAUGUAAAUCGUGAUUUCCUCGUAAGUGAGCGCAGUGGCCUUUUUUUGUUGUUUCGUUAAUUUGAUAAGAACUGUGUCAAUCAAGAUAAAAAAAAUCUUUAGUCAGUUUUAAUGCAAAUUAAUUACUAUGAACGAAGUCCACGCCGGGAUCGAGUCCUUUCCGGGGACGAAAAGUGGUCAUUUUAAUCAGGUUAUUGGUUGUUUAGAAGCCGUAUGAUUUACA
Messenger RNA from Pocillopora verrucosa, 3536 nucleotides. Its product is annotated as DNA mismatch repair protein Msh2. Gene Ontology annotation, cellular component: nucleus; MutSalpha complex. Gene Ontology annotation, biological process: mitotic recombination; mismatch repair. The record is from RefSeq and is a predicted model, not a curated record. NCBI's taxonomy places the organism in Eukaryota, Metazoa, Cnidaria, Anthozoa, Scleractinia, Pocilloporidae. Gene Ontology annotation, molecular function: ATP binding; mismatched DNA binding; ATP-dependent DNA damage sensor activity.